Messenger RNA from Microcebus murinus (gray mouse lemur), 844 nucleotides. NCBI's taxonomy places the organism in Eukaryota, Metazoa, Chordata, Mammalia, Primates, Cheirogaleidae. The record is from RefSeq and is a predicted model, not a curated record.
GAGGGCCGUUGGUUGGGGCCUGGGGUAUGCUGCUUCAUUGAGGGGCUCCACUGCUGCCACCAACUUGUUGUUUUUCCUGGGUGCCACUUCCCCGGCUGGCCCGACGCGACGUACCAGUAUCGCGACACCGAUUCCUCUCGGGUUUUUGGGCGCUGCUCUGAGCAGUGUCACCCUUUCACCAGAAAGCUGGCGGGCACUAUGGGGAAAAAACAAAACAAGAAGAAAGUGGAGGAGGUGCUAGAAGAGGAGGAAGAGGAAUAUGUGGUGGAAAAAGUUCUCGACCGUCGAGUGGUAAAGGGCAAAGUGGAGUACCUCCUAAAGUGGAAGGGUUUCUCGGAUGAGGACAACACGUGGGAGCCAGAAGAGAACCUGGAUUGCCCUGACCUCAUUGCUGAGUUUCUGCAGUCACAGAAAACAGCACAUGAGACAGAUAAAUCAGAAGGAGGCAAGCGCAAAGCUGAUUCUGAUUCUGAAGAUAAGGGAGAAGAGAGCAAACCAAAGAAGAAAAAAGAAGAGGUAAGGUGGAAGUAAGAGUUUUUAGUACCCCAGAAUUCAUAGUACUGUUGAAGAAGCUGAAGGCCAGUUUUGUUCUGCGUCUUAUUCGAUAUCAGCAGCCAUCUCUCAGUAGAUAGGCUGAGUAUUUGGGAGUAUACUCAUGAAGCCACAUGAUCUACUCUUAACUUUUUAUCCAUGGUACAGGAACAGUAAGUGGAACACUUAUUGGGGACAGAUACAAGGGCAAGUGAAUUCAUUCCUGUAAAUAGAUAGCGUUCAGUGUUCAAUCAUUAAAGGCGUGAAGUGGCUAUUUUGACAUAUUUAACACCUUAAAGUUGUCUUUUUUUUU